AUGACUGCUUACCACCCCGCGGCAAACGGAAUGAUCGAGCGUUGGCAUCGUUGCCUUAAAGCCGCUUUGAAGUGUCACAAUGACAAGAAUUGGACGCGGACCUUAUCCACGGUUCUUUUAGGGUUGCGCUCUCAUGUUCGUGCUGACACCGAGGCAUCGCCUGCCGAAUUCUUGUUUGGCACAACACUUCGCAUGCCUGGCGAAUUCUUUCUUGAAGGGGAUUUUACUCCUGAUCCUCGCACAUUCAUUGAGGAGUUCCGUGAGUUUAUGCGACUUGUCAGGCCUGUUCCAGUCACACAUAACCACAAGAGGCGCGCACACUCGAACGAACUUAUACCUUACAAGGUUGUUAAAAGACCGUCCGAUAGGGUGUUUGAUAUCGAUAUCAACGGGAAAACGAAAAGCGUCUCGGUUGAGCUACUUAAGCCGGCAUAUCUCAUGUCUGAAAACUUGUUAGCUGAUACACUUGAUAGCGACCCUCCUUUAACCACCCCUUCGAGUCUAGCUGGAACCCAGGACUUGAAUGGUGCUGGCAAUUCGCCAGUCACCUCAUCCAGUUUGGCUGCAACCCACGACUUGGACGGUCCUGGCGAUUUGCCAGUACCAAUGGUUAAAAAGGUUUUAAAAACUUAUGCUCGUAAAGCAAUGUUUGUAACUUUGUGUUAUUCUAAUGUUGCUAAUGCAUAA
This is a messenger RNA of Anthonomus grandis grandis, 687 nucleotides long. RefSeq lists its product as uncharacterized. Gene Ontology annotation, molecular function: nucleic acid binding. The transcript has 3 exons. NCBI's taxonomy places the organism in Eukaryota, Metazoa, Arthropoda, Insecta, Coleoptera, Curculionidae. The coding region runs from base 1 to 687 and encodes 228 amino acids. The record is from RefSeq and is a predicted model, not a curated record.